GUUCAACUGGGCAGCGUCAGAUUCUCGGGGAUCGAGCGGGAGAUUUCCGGUGGAGCGACCUUGCGGGUUGACUGGAGAGUUAGGGCCAUCGGUAACGAUGUGGAUGGGAGAGAAAUCGUUUCAGGGAUCGGGGGCCGGGUGAUCCCACGUGACAUGCGGUCAUACCGCACCCGACGCCCUCCCAUGUGGAAUAUCCUGAGGCUUCCCUCCCAGACUUCGCGCAUCCACGUCCGCAGGGUCGCAUGCAAGCCGCACCGGCCAAAAUCUUUCUCCUGACUCCUGCAAUCCAGUGAUUCUCGCAGAUCCUUGCGCUUAAAAAUAAAUGCUGUUGCCAGAUUGGUUGCGGGCUGGCAGAACUCGGAUCCUGCCCCUGCAGCCUCAUACAGGGACGAUAGAGCCUGAUUUUGGCGGAUAGGACGUGCAGAGAUCUACAUUGCCUCUUGUCUGUUCUGCAUGCGUCGAUCCUUCUCUUCUCGGCCUCGUCAGGUCAGGAUCCGCCCUCCAGGGAAAUGCACGCACGGUCUGCCUGACACGGCGGCUUCCAGCCGCACGGGCUGGGUCAGUUCCACACACGCGUCCCAAUGGUGACAGUGCUCAGAAACGUCUGUGAUCGAAGAUCAGAAGAUGCACAACUGCCCCUUCACUGGCGACGCUCGACUAUUCAGGCCGCGCACCUGCUCGUCCAAAACGUACAAGUCGCUGAUCGGGACGUACCGGCUUCCCGUGGCGUCGACCGGGCUGGCUGAUUCAUCCUUGGCCCCCACACCCUCGGCCAGCAGCACCCAUUUCUCCUUGGAAUCUCCGCAAUAGAACUUCCUGGAAUGUGCAGGUGAACCUAGACAAAGGCUCCGGCGGUGUCACCGACAUAUGAUAUGAUAGCGGUUUCGUCUGCCGACGUAUAGGCACCCCCGAAAUUGUUAUACCCGGAAAAACAACGAUGGCUGCUGGUCUUAUCAGCUCAGCGGCGCUUGGGCGGAAAACUCGCGAUCUACGCAAGCCUUGUGAUAGAUAACCAUUUUUCCAACUCCCACCGUAGUCCAGACUAUUCCAGGACAACGUCUCGUAUCUACCAGAUUCGCAAUCCAGUUCCUUCUUUUGCGUCUGGAUCUGGGCUUUCAGCGGCGGCAGAAUCCGAGCACAGUGCAUUGGUUGACGGUCGAACUUGCAGUACUGUUUAUCCCAGAGUUGGAUUUUCGGCUUGCACCGUUAUUUUCUGCACGUAUCCACGCGCAUCUUUGAGGGUCUGCCGUUCAUCAGAUGCCAAAGAGUCCGUUUUCAUGUCCGCUGCAACAGCUGUUGCUGUGGCGCCUGCCGAGAGUAUUCUCAGGGCACAACAAGUCUCUUCUCCUUCCUCUCUCGAUUCGCCGCAAUUAUGUGUUGGGGUUCAACAAGCAUGAGGCCCGGGAAUUCGGUGGAAAUAAGCUUUUUAAAGUGUCGCAUCAGCUGUCCGGUGUCUCGGUUGUAAGCAGAACAACCAGAAACAUACAUUCCCAUGUCCUUUCAGGUUUGGGAAAUCGAAGACGAUAUUUGGAUCUCAUCUAUCAUCUAUCCCUCCAGCCGUGCGAGGAACAUCUGCCUGAGCGCCGGGCCGUUCACCCCAUUGCAUGGGCAAAACCCGAGCCGCGACUUGCCGGUGAAUCGCUCUUAGCAAUCUGGAGCUUCCCGACGGGAACUUGCCCGCAGGGGAAGGCGCAGGACUUGGCCUGGAUGGAAGAAAAUGGGAAUCGAGCUCUCUUCUCGCUCUGAUCCUCGAUCGGUGUAUUUACAUGGCUUCUUCUGCCCAACCUCUCAAGUUUUCGCCGUCGACUCCUGCCAAAAGCCCUGAAUCGGGCGAGCGCGGGCAGACUCCCCCUGCACCCGCUAGCAAACCGAACGCCCCAAAGACGUCAAUCGGCCCAGGGGACAUAUCGAGUCCCCACGAACUGACAGCUUUCGUGGAGUCGCUUCUCGAGCAGUUGGAUACCAAGUUCGAUGAGAUGUCGAGCCAGAUCCUCGAAAGAAUGUCUCAGAUGUCGACGCGCGUCGAUGCACUGGAGGCGUCCAUUCACGACAUCAUCAAUGGCGAACGUGUCGGACAGCAGGUCAUCCAGGGCCAGCCCGUUAUCCUUGAGGGAGUUCUCGACAUCUCGAAAGAAGCUCGCGAUGCGAUCGCAGAGGGAAAGGCCCAGAACGGGUGGCAUCCAUUCGAAAUGGGUAUCCGACCGGAUUCACCCACCGGCUCCAGCGGUUCUUCGAGCGGUUCUUCGAAGGCGCAGCAACUGCAGCAGGAGCAGCAGGAGCAACAGCAACAGCAUUCUGCGGGCCAAGUGCAUCGACCGCUGUCGUCUUCUCCUCCAUUCGAUCCUCCGGAGAUGACGAGUCCUUCUCUGUCUGCAAAGACUGUCAUGCCCAGAGACCCGGACGGCCGACGUUUCGCCCAGUCAAUCACCAUUCCUGCUAGGCCCGAUGCGGCUCCUCCGCUGCCACUCGCACGCGAUUCGCUCAUCCACAGCCUCCGUCGGCAGCCCGAUACACCGAGCUGA
Messenger RNA from Mycena citricolor, 2522 nucleotides. The record is from the annotation of a GenBank genome assembly. Lineage: Eukaryota; Fungi; Basidiomycota; Agaricomycetes; Agaricales; Mycenaceae.